AUGCCGAAAAAGCAACGACAUACCGGUCAACCGGCACCGACUACGGCCUCUGCCUUCGACAAUGAGAGUGGCCAGGUAUACGUCAAGGCACAGGUUCGAAUAAAUUCCCGCCACCAUUCGGAUUGGAUUGGCGAGCUGAAGACUCCAGCUCUUGCCCGCCGUUCUAAUCCAGCCUCGGGUACUGGUACUCGGACACUGGCCGAGAUUGCGGCCUUCCAAAUCGCACAGCAAUUCAGAGAUCUCACGGCCGACCAUUUUGCCGCUCUUCCAUGGUCACUGGUGAGAAACGUUUGGGAGCAGGUCUUGUCAAGCCACAGGGAAAGCCUGCAUACUUGGAGGGUACUUGUGGCUGCGUAUCCCGUGGAAAUGGCUGUGUCAACACACAGAUAUCAUCUACACAUUCGACAGCCUUCGCUGCCGCUAGAGUCGUAUUUUGGUGGACUUUCCUCACAACCGGUGAACUGGUUGACAUGUCUUCGUAUAUCGCCAAAGGAGACACGGACGGCAGAUCUGGUGGCUGUCGCAAACAUCAAAAACCUUGCCAUUCUGGAUCUUUCGGACGGUCAGAAUGCCAUUGACAUCAAGACCUCAUCUUUUAAUGAACGAGUGAUGAGAUCUUGGGCAGAAAUUACCCAGGCCCGCCAGGGCUUUUGCUACCUAAGAGUUCUGAUGCUCGGAUGGCAAGACGUGGACAUGUGGCUAUUCAAGUAUCUACCAUGCUUCCCGUCCCUGUCGAAAGUCAUCAUCACCGACAGUCAGCACCUGACCCAGCGCAAUCGCAGGGAAUGGGAGGCCGACGCCUUGUCAGCCGGCUACGAGGCACGGCACGCCAAAAGGAGCGUCAAAAGCCUUCGAUCAGUACUGGACGAGCCGCAUUACUAUCGCUGCGCCGUAUCCGGUCUACUCUAUGAGGACCAAGGGCAAGCUUCGACAUCAGCCAGUACCUCGCAACCCAGUGCCAAGCCUCAAUUGCCCGUCCUUGAAUGCUGGCUGGGAAAUCCCAGGAAAUGGACGCAUAUUCUGGAAGACUUUCCUGGCACAAGGACCAUAUAUUUUGAUCGUAUAGCGGAACGUCAAACGAGUUCUGCCGGUUUGGACACCGUCAUCCAUCCUCGGAUCACAGAUGUUACAAAACGGAAUCGACAGGUUGAGAGUGGUGCAUCAUCUCCACCCUACAAGCGCGUUCCCAAGGCUGCGCCGAAACCAGGGAAGAUUCCAGGACUUGCUGACAUGCUCAGUGGGCUAGCUUAA
Molecule: messenger RNA, 1251 nt
Organism: Cyphellophora europaea CBS 101466
Lineage: Eukaryota; Fungi; Ascomycota; Eurotiomycetes; Chaetothyriales; Cyphellophoraceae
Exons: 1
Coding region: 1-1251 (416 amino acids)
Source: RefSeq, a predicted model, not a curated record